Molecule: messenger RNA, 7338 nt
Organism: Spodoptera exigua (beet armyworm)
Lineage: Eukaryota; Metazoa; Arthropoda; Insecta; Lepidoptera; Noctuidae
Source: the annotation of a GenBank genome assembly
UCGUAGAAGAAUUUGUUUAUUCGCAUUAUUUCGCCGUUAAACCUCGGCGGGCGUUACAAAGCGUGAUGUUUGUUACAGAAAUUAAAAUACGCGCGUUAGAGAGGUUUAAAAAUGGAGGGUAUAUAUAAAAUUAAUUUAGUCCCAAGUGAUCUGAGCGUUGAGGAGACGAUACUGCAGAUAGCAGACACUCUGGAUAAUCUCAAUGGUAUCGUAGACGAUGUAUUUGCAAGGCUGACAACACGAAUUGAACAGAACAUGGACAAGACAAUGAAACUCCACGAGAGAAUAGAGAUGUCAAGGUCGAAAGUAGAGAAGUUGACUGGCAUGCAGAAAGCAAUCAAAGUCUUCUCGAGUGCCAAGUACCCGGCCGCAAUAACUCAUGAACAUUAUCAUUCGGUUUUCGACGCAGAUGGUUACCAGCACAAACCGAAAAAAGUUACUCUGAGUGGAAAAACUCAGGGGCAGUUUAAUGAAAAGGAAUUACAGGAGAAACUCCAUUUCUACCACGUGAAAGUGGCAGAACCUAAAGACUCAAGGCCUAAACCAGAUUUCAAUUUGAAUAGCGUGAUUGAUAAACUAUCGAGUGUCGGUGACUUGCUUAUAUUUAACACUGACGAGAGUCCUUAUCUGGGCACUACUCGGCCAACGGCUGCGUACGUACCAACAGUGACCUCUAAGGUCGAGAGUAAGAGCCUACUGGAAGCGGCGCCUAGCUCCAUCGUGAACAGAGAUGUUCUGAAGCGUGAUGCGGAUGAAUAUCUGUAUGCACCAGGAAUGGGCAUGGUGCCGGAGCUGGAAAUGCCACUAGACCUUCCACAUUUACCGGGCAUAGCAGGCGACGUGCAGUUCUCAAACACUACUAACGGAUCGAUAGCCCCAUCCGUUGUAACAUCGCCAGUGGCGCAAGUUAUGCCUGUACCGGAGUUGGAACUCCCGGACUUGAAAGAAUUACAAGAUGUUAGUGGCCCAAAAGAAGAGGUGAAUUUGCCAGUGUCGGUGGUGCCUGACAUCCCUGACGCACCACCUCCACCGCCGCCUGCGCAGGCCUUACCGCCUCCACCGCCACCGCCGCCCCCUCCACCACCACCGAUGGACGUCGCGCCCCCUGUCGAUAUCCAACGGAAAGAGAAGACCCCGUCGUCGACUCCUGCACCAGCGCUUCCAUCCGGUGGCGACGCCCACUCCAACCUUAUGGCAGCCAUCCGUCAAGCAGGCGGAGCUGGUCGUGCCAAGCUCCGCUCGGCUUCAGAAUCUACACCACAAAAGGGCGGAUCAAAACCUAGCGGCGGCGAUCUGAUGGCUGAUCUCCACGCGAAGCUGUCAAUGCGACGCCGAGGCAUCUCCGGGGCGGAACGGGCGGGAGGCUCGGUCCUACACACACUGGCCAGCUACAUACCUGAACCUGACCAGUCCUCGCCUGCACGAUCAUCCAGCGACGACGACUGGGAAUGACCGGACACAGUAACUCUACGGACUGUAUUAGCUUAGUUAUUAAUAAUAACAGAACGUUAUGUAAACACAGGGAAAAUCUUAUUCUUCUGCUUUUAGACUCUCGCAAAUCUAAAUGAGAAAUGUUUCAUUGUGAAUAUGUAGCAGCGUACGAACUAAAAGCAGCCUGCAGCUCGUUAUAUCAACCUGGUACAUGUUAACAGAGUAUAAAGAGGUUCAGGCCGAAGAGACGAACGGCAUAAUUGAGCAGUUCCAUCCCUUUCUCGCAAUUUAUUCAGAAUACAAUAAUGAACAUAAUAUCAAAGAGAAAUUUAAAUAAAGUCGCUAUCGAAAUACACAGCUGUAAGUGUUCAAUUCAAAGGGUGCAACUGCACCCUUUGAAUUGACGGACAAAAAUAAACCAUAUUCUCUACGAGCCAAGCUCGAGUUUUAUACGUACAAGGAAAUGAAUACGUAUUAAGUUUAAAAUUUUCAAAGAGUAUAUUACUAUAGUUAAAAUGCGAAAUGUAAAUUUGUACAUUUAUAUAUUGGAUGUUAACAGUUAAAAAAUUCGUCAUAACCGCUUAUUUCCAAAUGCGAGUGUUUCUUCCCCGGUCCCCAAUUAGAGGAUCUCUUACGAUAAUUUUCUUGGUACUGCCAUCUGUAUGUUCUAAGUAAAAACACAUUAAUUUGUUCUCCGAAAAGUCGUUAUCGAUUGUUGGUCGUAUAAUAGGUAUAUUUAUGUCCAUUCCGUAUUAGGUUUUUAUGUUACUCUAAUCUUCAUACCUUCUCGGAAGCGGUGGGCAUACAAUUCCGAAGCGAUUAGAGCUAACCUUUACAUUGACCGCAUUCAAAUACUAACAUCGUUCUAAUUUCAGUCUAAUCAAACUGUUUUUGUUCGGCUUAUGCAACGAACACUAUCCGAUUGUUUACAUUAGUGCACGACUCGUGUUUACUUUAAGUGUUAGAAGUCGUUUCCUAAGAUUUUCCUCAAUUCCUGGUACGUGCACAUAUAUCGCCGCGUUGUUUGAAUAAUAUUCAAAUUUUUGGGAACAUUUUCCUUGUUCUAGUGUAAUUGUUGAUGUUGAAUAGCUGUUAGUGCACUAUAAAUGUCCAGUAUCGAUGUUUUAGCUCCGUUAUUAAAUGUCAUGUUUACAUAACUAAGGGUAGUGUAUUAUAUAGGUACAUAAUUAUGUCCACGCGUGGACUGAAAGCGAAAGGCUGAGUUGAUUGAUGAUAAAACAUUGUGACGUCACUAAAAUACGGUGAAUUAAAAGGAUAUAAAAUAGUGUAGCUAAAUGAGUCACUCCUUAUUAUCGAUUCAUUAUGUAACAUAAGUUAUUUACGUCAUUAUUGGCAUAAGCGGUCUAGCGGUACAACACCAUCGUCACGGCCGUCUACGUCACAACCUAACCAAACGUCGAUGUUGCAUUCUUAUAUAUUCCUAGUAUACUAUGUAAAUUCAAUUCUAAUCGAAUGCUACUAAUCUGAUAUUUACAUAUUUUCGAAAUAAAUCCUAUUUACGAAAAAUAUUUUAUAACUUAAUGUAAAUAUUUUCUAUUCUAUGUAUUUAUAACGUUUGAUCUAUUUCAAUUAUCAACUUGUAUUGUCGUUGUAUUCGUAAGAAGCCUCACAGGAACAAUCUCAUUCGUGGACGUGGUCGGCAGCAUUCCGUGAAAUUUUUAAUAGUCAAGUUCUAUUUACAAACAGAGAUUGGAAAGGGCUCUCGUUCCGGGAGGUUAUUACGAUAAUCGUAUUUCUCACUAGUGACUAUCUCGCUUUCGUUUCUAGGAAGGUGCUCGGCUACAUUAACAGUGUUCCCCGCAAACUAUCAACUGGUUCGGCUGAUUAGCAUUUCCAGAAUUGAGAAAAAGCUGCGCGUGACAGCGCUCUACUUGUUGAUGGGCUCGGGUUGAACCAUUUCUAAUUGAUACGUUAGCUACAGCUCAACACGAAAAUUAAACAAGCGCCCUAGAUCUGAACUGAGGUUAUAUUGUAUGAAGUAAUAAAUUAUUCAUGGCUGCCAGCGUCAUUCCGAGUACUGCUAAAUGUGGACUAAAGUUAUCGCGGAGGAUGGAAUCUAGGUUGUUAGGAGCUGAUUGUGAUGACUGUGCCUACCGCGACAGGUGCUAAAUAUUUACGACAUUAGGAAUGGAGUAAUGAAGUAAAAGUCUCGACGUCCAAAAUGUGUAGUGACUGCAUAGCGAGAAGUAAUGUAAGGUCAAGCAAGACUGGUUAUUGUAGCGGGGACUUGUCGGGGAAUGGUAGUGUUGACGUAGUCAGCGAUAUUUGAGACGCGGCGCCGCGCACUGUGUUUAUUGGCAAUGAGUGAUAUUACGCAUAUCCACAUUGCCCAUUGCCAAUGUCCGCGCGUGCUCCGCUGUACUGUCCGGUGCAGUGCGUCACAAUACAUUGAAUUUCUUCACAUUUAUGAAAUUUAUACGUAGCUCAGAUUUUACACGCCGUUUCAAGUUUAUUGUUAUACCUCUAUUAAAUGUUGUUGUAAACCAAUUGGAAAUCGUAAAUGUUUUAGCACUUUAUACUUAGUAAUGAUUAAAAAAUAUAAUGUAAUAAUUGGGGAAAAGUCUUAACGUAAUAAAUACGUACGUACGUAGGUAGGACAUGGUUGACAUCUAACGGUUUUAUGGAAAGAACCCACCCAAACGUUAGCUUACUUGUUGCUAUUUUGGUGAACGUUAUAAGGUUUUAAUUAACUGUUCGUUUCUAAGAAUGUAAUUAUAUUAUUUGCGAUCUAAACGUUCUACAGAGAUGUGGAGAAUGGCUAAGGGGCUUUGAUACGUAAGAACAACGUAUAGACGUCUGAUUAGAAGCAAAACACGUAAGGUAAUUUAGGCAGUAGGCCUAUUCUCGUGCUUCACACACCUGUGCUGCAUCCCUGCACGUGACGUGGGUUUGUUAUUUGAGAAUUAGGUAAAAUGGCGGCGUGGUGUGUCGCUUCAUUUUGUUUUGGAAAUCAGUAUGCGCCGGAGACGCGUGCUACAAACAGUUAUUCAUAUGAAGUAGCCGUUAACUCCAAUUCAUUGCGACCACGGAUUAGGGACGAUCCCAACCAACUAGCCGCUUCGUACCAUACACUCAAUUAAAACUAAUAAUAAGUAAUAAUAUUAUAACAGAUUAGGAAAUCAAUUCAAUUGACGCCUGCUUUAAUAUUGUACGCAGAAUGUUUGUACGACAUUUUUCAUAUGUUAAGCAAACGUUUUAACGAAUAGUUAGAGUUGUUAAGUUUCACAAUACAGUCAAUCAAUUAAUGUUUAUCGGUGGACGUUAUAAAUAAAUUAAAAUUGUUAUUUUCCGGGACCACGUGGCGGUAUUCAAAAAGAAUUCAUAUUCACUUAAAAGAUAAUUGUCCUUUAACGAGUAAUUGGUAUAGCGACCUUAAUACCUUUAUGGAAUAAUCCCUGUGUUAGUUAUGGAAGGCGUGCUUCGAAUAAUAUGUUCGUUAUUCACGUUAGAAUUUGAAUCUUAUUGUUAAAGCAAUACGAUGUACAAUAAUGUCGUAGUGUUAUAGUGUUGGGUUAUGAGUUCCGUUGAAAUUUAUCGUGCCGCUUGCGCUGUUGGUAAUACAUACUUUAUAAAAAAUAAUUAAAAGUAAUAUUUGUUUAAGUGUUACUGUUGUACGAAAUGGUAGUAAAAUCACAAUAAAACAAACAUCGACAUGAUCCUUGGUGCUUUAAAAAAUGAAAUUAAAUAGUUUGUAAAACUAUUGUAGUCGUGAAGUGUCUGGAUAAUGUGAAUGCUGGAUAAGAAUUGGUAUAUCUUUUUAGGGGUGGCAGUGGUUUUACUUAUCUUGCAAUUAUUAUAAUCGUGGAUAGUUUUGGUGUCAUAAGGAUGGCAUUGUUUUCGUCUUCUGAUUGAGUUUUGUCUAUCUGCAUAUAAUCGUGUCGAGUCUACGUUGUCGUAAUAUUCCGUAAGAGCUUAAAAGCCGGGUCUUGCCUGUUACACGUCAGACCUCAAGCGAUCGUUCUGUGCGAUUUCCUAUAGUUAUAAAUUAGGUAUGUAAGUGUAAACCCGGAUAUUGCUUUUCGAACUUGGAACUAGAGUCGAUACGAAUUGAAAGUUUACUAGCUAACUUCUCAAAGUGCAAACAACGCUUGUUGUUUCAGUCUGUAGCGUGCAUAGAGUACACAGCGCUAAAAUAUAAAAUAGUUCAAAUUUUACUUGGAAAGUAGUCGAGUCCAUUUUAUAAUAGAAUUCAUUUUGUAUCGAUCCUCUUUCAAUCGGAAAGUUUGAUAAUUUAGACAGAAUUGCACAGUUACGUCAGAGAUUAUGUAAAAAAAAUAUAUAAAACGCAGCUGUCCGUGUGUGGGUGCUUUACGUAAUGCCAUUGUUUUAGCUUAUUUUAUUAUAUUAAAGUUAAGUUUUAUCCGCCAAUAUUGUACGUAGGUGUAAAACCGCAUAGCAUGCAAGCUUAGGGCUAUUGCACUAUAAAAACAGGUUUUCUAAUGAAGAAUGUAAAAUAAAAACGACAUUUUAUUACUUAAUUUUUAUAAUUAGGCGAUAAUAUUAAAUAGGGCACGGCUGCAGACGUGUCUGUGUGGCGUGUGUUAAUUGAAUGAGUACCCUCGCGGUCGAUGUCUAAUGUCUUUAGUUUCACCUCUAAUGGUUGCUAUUCACAGUGAUGUAUUGCAAACACAAACAAACAUUAAGAUAAAUGACAUCAUUUACUAAAUGCACGCAUAAUUAAAUUGCAAUUCCUCCUAACUAUCCGUUUAAUUCAUUAGAAUAAAUAAUUGAAAAACAUGAAACCUGUUUCUUAAUGAACCUCCGGCAUAGACAUCGACCCGACUCUAGAAUAAGACUGAAAUCACAGAUAAAUAAUAUUUUGAAAUUAAAUCAUUUUAAAAUCAAAUGUAAAAAGGUUGGAUGGGUAAGAGUAAGUGCAUACGGCCCGCUAACUUGUAAGCAAGCGUUUAAAGAAAUCUGAAUAGUUAUUAAGUUUGAAUGGAUUCCGACUAACUUGUGUAGCUUAUCGGCGAAAUAAAUUAAAAACUAUGUUGAUAUUAUAAUGAAUUUAACGAAAUUAUGUAUAUAGGUAUAUAGAUUUUAAUGUAGAUGUUUUUAAUUGUAUAAAAAACUGUUAGUGUAAUAUUUUAUUAUGUACGAUUGACGGCAUUGCACAGUGAGACGUUUUGUUGAUCACCCGUUUGUGGGAAUGCACCUAAACAAAUUUCAAGUGGGUCUUGCAUAAAAAGCGUAUCGCAUCUUGCAACCCUUGCAGGUACAUCAACCAAUUUCCAUCUCUAUUGCUUUCAACUUAGCAGUUGUUUUGGCAAAAUAUUUUUUCUUUUUUUAUUCUUGAGUCUAUCACAUAAAUUUCGGAGUUGGUUGAUGAAGCUGCAAAAACUCAGAUGUGCUAUGUUGCGCACUCCAAACGUUUUUAUAAACAUAACGUGUCAAUGGUCAGUGCCGUCCUUAGUGAUACUUGCCUUCAUAAUUUUGUUUAAGUUUUGACUGACUGAUUUAAAUGUUCACGUGUUAUAGUUUAUAGUGACUUUUUUACACUCCAUACAUUUUUUUAAGUCAAUGCAAAUAUUUUUUUUAAACUAUUUAGGUACAACAAUCAAUAGUCAACUACAUAUUUUUAAGAUGGAUUAGUGUAAUUUGUUUAAUGAUAACAAUGUUAAGUCACUAAUUUAUUUGCAGCGAAUAUUUACAGUAGAAAUGUUUGUUACUAUAGAAGUAUAUUGUUUGUCCUGUAUCGAAUCCGUGUAAAGCACUAAUCCGUCUCAUAGCUGUAACGUGUAAAUAUAAAGUCGGUAUAAUGUAACUGUUCACUGGAUUGUAUCACGUUGUCAUUUAUACGUACGUUUGUUGUAUGUGGAUUUUACAUGUUACGAUGUAUGGUAUAUUCAUUCAUUAAUUAUAUGUAUAAUGAAAUUUUAAAUAUCU